Eimeria tenella is the source of this 2145-nucleotide messenger RNA. RefSeq names its product zinc finger, ZZ type domain-containing protein, putative. Bases 1 to 2145 code for a protein of 714 amino acids. The transcript has 3 exons. Gene Ontology annotation, biological process: proteasome-mediated ubiquitin-dependent protein catabolic process. The record is from RefSeq and is a predicted model, not a curated record. Lineage: Eukaryota; Apicomplexa; Conoidasida; Eucoccidiorida; Eimeriidae. Gene Ontology annotation, molecular function: zinc ion binding; ubiquitin protein ligase activity.
AUGGGGCAGGCGCAGUCGGGGGGGCCCCAAGAGGGUCUGGCAGCAGAAGAGGCGAGCUUUGUGCUGCGCCUUGCACAGGAGACGCUGCAGGCUGGGGGUCAAGAUGCUGCAGCAACAGCAGCAGCAACAGCAGCAGCAACAGCAGCAGCAACAGCAGCAGCAACAGCAGCAGCAACAGCAGCAGCAACGGCAGCUGCCACGCCAGCAGCAACGCCAGCAGAAACCACCGCGCCUGCAACGGGAGACACAGCAGCAGCAGCAGCACGGCUUCUAGAGACCUCCCUUUUAACUCUGCAAGCAGCAGCACCUGCAGCAGCAGCUGGGGGCGGCGCGGCAGCAGCAGAGGCAGCAGCACAUCCCGGUGCAGCUCCUUCGGGCGAAGCAGCAGCGCCGGCAGCCCCAGCCGCCACAACAGCAGCAGCAGCAGCAGCAGCACCAACUGCAGCGCGAGGAGAAGCCGCAGCCGCAAAUAAGAAGGGUGACCAGGGAGAGGAAAUCCACCGAGAGCUUAUCUGCUGCGUCUGCUGCGACUUGCUGCAGAAGCCCGUUUUGCUGCAGUGCGGUCAUUUGUUUUGCUUCUGGUGCGCGUACCGGUCGAUGAACAUCUACGACAUUUCCUUUUGUCCUUUAUGUCGAUCUGCUUUUUCUUCUUUGCCUCCGGUGUGUCGGCCGGUACACCUGUACGUACACCUCAAGUACCCAGCAGCAGCAGCAAGAAGGGACCAGGAAGUGGCAGAAUUUGAAAAAGAUAAAUCUUUUAAAAGUCCUCCCCACUUUCUGAUAGCCCGGGGCCCCCCAGGUGCUGCCACGGACGCACUGCCCCUCAGCAGCAAAACUUUGCUGCUGCUGCUGCACAGAGAGGCCCCCCAGCUGCUGCCGCUGCACCUCACAGUCGACGUCCGCGUUGCUGCUGCAGCAGCGAAGGCGGACGAGCUCUGGGCGCGCGCGCAGCAGGCGCCCCCCCGCCCCCAGCCGCUCCCAGCAGCAGCAGCAGCAGCAGCAGCAGCAACAGGGGAGGACGAAGAAGUGCCCAGCGACACCGAAGAGGGGCCCCUCAACGUGGGCCCCGUCUGGAGAAGGGGGCCCCCCCCCCCGGCCCUCAGCAGAAACAGAGGAGAUAAUCCUCCGGAAGAAAUGGAAACUGAUGAAGAGUUUUUGCCGGACUUCAGCAGAGACUCCGAGCCCGUGGCUGCGCCCCUGCCGCUGCUGCAGGGGCCCGGCAGCAGGCACCGCCAGCUGCUGCAGCAGGAGCCGCAGCAGCAGCAGCAGCAGGGGCCGCAGCAGCAGCAGCAGCAGCAGGAGCCGCAGCAGCAGCAGCAGCAGCAGGCAGCCCCGGACGCUGCCGUUGACGCGGCUAGGGGCGCCUCCGAAUCGGCGGAAACGGCCAGCGAGAGAGCUGCUGCUGCUGCUGCUGCUGCCGUUGUUGCUGCUGCUGCUGUUCCCGUUCCCCGAGACAGCCGAGAACCCUCAAGCGCUGUGGAUGACCCAGAAGAGGUAUUUCUGCAUGCGUACACUCCGGGCGUAGCUACGCCACACUGUGGGGCCCCCUGCGAGGCCCCCUGUGGGGCCCCACAGGGUCCCUAUGGGAUUCCUCUGGAGGGCGCGCUGCUGCGGCCGUGGCUGCUGGAGCCCGAGGUGUUCGUACACUACGGAGUGAUUUGCCACAUUUGCGGCCAGCUGCCGAUUGUGGGGCCCCGCUUCAAGUGUCUGGACUGCUUGGCAGCAGCAGCAAACUUUGACUUGUGCGGCAAGUGCAGGGCCACUGCAGCAGCAAAGCCCCCGCGCUUCCACUCCCACCACGCGUCAGCCGCCCCUCCUGCUGCUCCUGCUGCUGCUGCGGCUGCUGCUGCUGCUGCGGCUGCUGCUGCUGUUCUCCCCGGGGCUGCUCUUGCUGCUGCCGCUGCUCUUGCAGCUGCUGCAGCUGCUGUGCUGCUGAUCUUGCUGCUGCUGCAGCUGGUCGCCGCCGCUACGAGUGCCGUUGCAGCUGUCGUUUCUGCUGCUGCUGCUGCUGCUGAAUCUGCUGCCCUGCGGCCGCGUUUAUGUGCUGCGCUGCUGCAGCGGCAGCCACCGGCUGCUGCUGGUGGAGCCCUCGCGGGCGGACUGGUGGGUGCAGAGCCUGAACAAGAUGAAGCGCAUGCACCCUGA